Molecule: messenger RNA, 969 nt
Organism: Cladocopium goreaui
Lineage: Eukaryota; Dinophyceae; Suessiales; Symbiodiniaceae
Source: the annotation of a GenBank genome assembly
AUGCCUCGCCGUGCGCCGGGCAGUGAACUGGAACGAUGGCAGCAACAGCUGCUUUGCAGGGCUCUCCCUGGGGCUCGGAGACCGAUUGUUGUCAGCCCCAGCUCAGCAGAGGUGGUCAGUGAGCUCACUGAGCUGCUGAGCCAGCUGCGGAAGGAACCCGAGGGCCCUGAGCUCUUUCGCAUGAACGACCGAGCCAAUGAGCUCCUGAAACUGCUGCCUUUGCAGCAUAGCAGCCGCCUCUCUGCAACCAGGGAGGCCCUGGUGCUGCCGGGCCGCCCAGGCUAUCUCUACUUCGGCCGCUGCGCCACCCUGCCGUACGUGGCGGAGGCGGCCCGGGCGCUGACGAUCGCUAGACCGGUGAGCCCAAAGAAGACGGCCGAAGAAAAGGAGGAGGAGGAGGUCACCCCGUCCGACAACGAUGAGAACCCCGGUGACAUUUUUCUGCUCAUAGCAGCCAGGCAGAGCGGCUUCCGCUGGCGCCGCCGCUGCCGCCUGGCCGCCGGGCGCUUGGUGGAGCGCCGGGAGUUGCAGCGGGAACGGCGGAAGUUGCAGGAGGAAGAAGUGAAAAAGCAGAAGGCGGAGUGGCAAGAACGACUGGAUGUUGCACAGAAACGACAGAAAGUGGAUCCUUCGCUUCUCAAGGAUGAGACGUCACCAGCAGAUGGCUGUCCCGGCUGUCCCAAACCCCAGGUGGGUGAACUGUUGAACGUUAGUGCAACCCUUGACAAGGAUUCCCCGGAGUGGGUAGACUUUCAGAGGGCUGUGCGCUGGCCGCUCUUCCGUUGGAGGUCCGGCCUUUUUAAUUUGACCUAUGUGAAGUCACUCGAGGCGCCGCAGACGGGGCAGACCGGACACUUUGCCGAUUUCGGAGAGGAUUUCCGCCAAAGUGAGCUGGAGUUUGCCUUACGCUGGGCGCGUGCUGGUGCGAGCUAUGCCUCAUUGAUGCAUGGUUGUUGGUCCACGGGUUGA